ACACACACACAGAAUCGUCGACAAAAACGCGCGCUAUCGAACAACACCGCGGCAGCAUCGACGACAAGAAGUUACACGGCUUGGUUUCCGACAAUAAAGUGAUUUAGUGUACUCGUCGUGUACAGUAAAAUAUUGUGUAAAGAUGCAGCAAUUCGAGCGCAGAUCGAUAGUUAAUGGAGCCCUUCUAAAAAGACACGUAGGCCAAUGCGUCAGUAUUCACUUGAAGGUGGAUCGGGCUGCCGAUGGUUGCAAAUCUUUUAGCGGCAAAACGACGGACGGUGUUACCGUUCAGGUGGCCCUAUCGGAACCUUUGAAUGGCGCAUGCAGUGGAUGGGUGGAAGUGAUCGGAGUGGCCGCUCCCAACGAUUCCGUUCGCUGCAAACAGAUCAUCACAUACUUCAGCACUGGCGAUAAAGCGGAGAACUUUGAUGUGGACGGACACAACAUGUUGUGCACCUUGCUGUCGGUGUGUAAGGAACCCUUCGACUUGGGCCCGCAAAUGUAAUAAUCCGCGUAAUAUAUGUUAAGUUGAAAGAAUGAACGCCACGCGUUUGUGUACACUCGA
Molecule: messenger RNA, 565 nt
Organism: Anopheles stephensi (Asian malaria mosquito)
Lineage: Eukaryota; Metazoa; Arthropoda; Insecta; Diptera; Culicidae
Product: replication protein A 14 kDa subunit B-like
Exons: 2
Coding region: 143-505 (120 amino acids)
Biological process (GO): base-excision repair; DNA replication; mismatch repair
Cellular component (GO): nucleus; DNA replication factor A complex; site of double-strand break
Molecular function (GO): single-stranded DNA binding; damaged DNA binding
Source: RefSeq, a predicted model, not a curated record